AUGUCUGCCCCCAGUCUCUCCAAGAUGUCUGCCCCCAGUCUCUCCAAGAUGUCUGCCCCCGGUCUGUCCAAGAUGUCUGCCCCCGGUCUGUCCAAGAUGUCUGCCCCCGGUCUGUCCAAGAUGUCUGCCCCCGGUCUGUCCAAGAUGUCUGCCCCCGGUCUGUCCAAGAUGUCUGCCCCCAGUCUCUCCAAGAUGUCUGCCCCCGGGUCUGUCCAAGAUUCUGAUUCAGUGUUUCUCCUUCCUCCCUCACGCUCCCCCUCCUCCUCUCUUCCUACUGCUGCUCGUCUGACUCACCUGUCUCAGUGUCUCUCUCCUCUCUCCACCUCUCUCUCCUUCCCUCCGGUCUCUCUCUACUCCUCUCUCCUGACUCAGUCUCUACCCCACCUCUCCUCUCUCCUCCUCCUCCUCUCUCCCCUCUCCCCCUCUCUUUCUCCUCUCUCCUCCUCCCCUCUCCUCCUCUCUCUUCCUCCUCCUCCUCUCUCCUCCUCUCUCCCCCUCUCUUUCUCCUCUCUCUUCCUCCUCCUCCUCCUCCUCUCUCCUCCUCUCCCCCUGCAGCUGUAG
Messenger RNA from Knipowitschia caucasica, 561 nucleotides. Lineage: Eukaryota; Metazoa; Chordata; Actinopteri; Gobiiformes; Gobiidae. The record is from the annotation of a GenBank genome assembly.